Messenger RNA from Choloepus didactylus (southern two-toed sloth), 1189 nucleotides. It is a transcript of the gene BCCIP, whose product is annotated as BRCA2 and CDKN1A interacting protein. The record is from RefSeq and is a predicted model, not a curated record. Bases 12 to 965 code for a protein of 317 amino acids. NCBI's taxonomy places the organism in Eukaryota, Metazoa, Chordata, Mammalia, Pilosa, Megalonychidae. Gene Ontology annotation, cellular component: nucleus. The transcript has 7 exons.
AGAGCGGCAACAUGGCGUCCAGGGCCAAGAGACGCGCGGUGGGCAGUGGGGUCUCGCGACCCCCAGGCGCCCCGGCCCAAUGCGACGAGGAAGAAGAGAAAGAGGAAGUCGAGGACGAGGACAAAGACGAUGAAGACAAUGACGAAGAAGACGAUGAAGAAGACGAGGUUGUUGAUGAGGAAGUGAAUAUUGAAUUUGAAGCUUACUCCAUUUCAGAAGGCGAUUAUGAUGGAAUUAAGAAAUUACUGCACCAGCUUUUCUUAAAGGCAUCUGUGAAUAUCGCAGAACUAACAGAUCUCUUAAUACAGCAGAGCCACAUUGGGAGUGUGAUUAAGCAAACGGAUGUUUCAGAAGACAGCGAUGAUGAUGUGGAUGUUGAUGAAGAUGAGAUUUUUGGUUUCAUAAGCCUUUUAAAUUUAACUGAACGAAAGGGUACCCAGUGUGCUGAACAAAUUAAAGAGUUGAUUCUAAGCUUCUGUGAGAAGAACUGUGAAAAGAGCCUGGUCGAACAGCUGGACAAGCUUUUAAAUGACCCCACCAAGCCCGUGGGCUUGCUGCUGAGUGAAAGAUUCAUUAAUGUCCCUCCGCAGAUCGCCCUGCCCAUGCACCAGCAGCUUCAGAAAGAACUGGCUGAGGCACACAAAACGAACAAGCCAUGUGGGAAGUGUUACUUCUACCUUCUGAUUAGUAAGACAUUUGUGGAAACAGGAAAAAACGAUUCCAAAAAGAAAUGGAGCAACCAAAAGAAAGAUGAGCUAAUGUUUGCAAAUGCAGAGGAGGAAUUUUUCUAUGAGAAGGCAAUCUUGAAGUUCCACUAUUCGGUGCAGGAGGAGAGUGACACGUGCCUGGGAGGCAGGUGGUCUUUCGAUGAUGUACCCAUGAAGCCCUUGCGAACUGUUAUGGUGAUCCCAGCCAACAAGAUGAAUGAAAUCAUGGACAAACUUAAAGACCACCUAUUUGUCUGACCCAUUCCCUACGGAAAUUGCCAGAAAACUCUGGAGAUUUACCGAAAAAGCUCCUUUACAAAAAAGUAAGGUUCUGUCACUCGUGACACAUUUACAAAAUAUCUUUAUUGUUUUCAUUUUGGUCAAAUUAAUUAUAUAGUUGAUCAAAAACUUUUUCGAUGAGGAGAAAAACAUGGACUAGUUAAAGAACUCAAUAAAAACUUCUAUUUUCUUUUUUUUAGUAA